AUGGAGAACUAUACUUCGGAUUCGAGUGAUUCAGAUGGCAACUCAAGAACUUUAGAUUUGUCAUAUUUGAUGCUUGACAGUUACAUAUUGGACGAACAUUUUGUCAUGAUGAAAAGUCCCGAACAUGUGGAUACCAUUUUGGUUCAUCAAAAUCGUAUUAACAUUAUUCCACCUAGCAUUAGUCGAUUUACCAAUUUGAAUGCAUUGGACAUAUCAAAUAGCGGUUUAAACCGAAUUCCGGAUUUCCUUGGUGAUUGUCCAUUGACCUGUUUAAUCGCUAGGAAUAAUAAUUUAACUAACGAUUCUUUGCCAAAAAGCUUCGACAAUUUACCCGGUCUGCGUGAGCUCAAUUUAAGUGGGAACAGAUUAAGAGAAUUUCCUGAACAAAUACUUGAUCUCCACGAGCUCAAGUAUCUUUAUCUCGGUGGAAAUCAAAUUACAGGGAUCAACAAGGAUCUAUGGAAAUUACAACGAUUGCAAGUACUUUCAAUAGGAGGUAACAGACUGACCGAAGUUCCCUCGACAUUAGGUCAAUUAAAAUCAUUACAAGCCUUGGUACUCUGCGAUAAUAUGAUAGAGAGUUUGCCGAGUUCAAUAGCAAAUCUAACGAAUCUUAAAUCCCUCCUACUACAUAAGAACAGAUUGAAAACGUUGCCUACGGAAAUUAUCACGCUGAGAUGUUUGACAGAGCUUUCUCUGAGAGAUAAUCCUCUUGUGGUCAGAUUCGUAUCGGACAUGACGCACAAUCCUCCCUCCUUAUUGGAGUUGGCCGCACGAAUUAUUAAAAUGAACGAUAUGCAAUACGACGAAGAACACAUUCCUAAAAAUCUUGUGGAAUAUUUGAACAGUGGACACCGUUGUGUGAACCCUAAGUGUAAAGGUGUAUUUUUCAAUAAUCGCGUUGAACAUGUAAAAUUCGUUGAUUUUUGUGGAAAGUAUCGUUUACCAUUACUUCAAUACCUCUGUAGCAGUAAUUGCAUCGGACCUCGUGACGGUGAAGAGGAAGUUGUUAGUGGAGCGAUGAUAAGGAAAGUAUUGCUUGGCUGAUUAUUAUCAUAUAUUUCUAGGAAAAUGUAUUUUCUACUCUGUCUCCUCACACGAUUCUCAUCUUUUUACGGAAGGGUGUUGCGACAAGUUUUGCGCAUCAAUUUUGACUAAAAAUUCAUAAUUUAACCAAAAAGAAAUGAAUUAUUUUCAACCUCAGGGUUACCUCAGGGGGUUCCAAAUUUUAAAUGAAUAAUAAAUAUAAUUAAAUGAAUUCAACUAAUUAUAAUAAUUAGUGAGAUGGAUUAACGAAUAAUGGAAUUAAAAAAUGAUCAUCUAGAAGAUUAAUUUUGUACCAAUAAAAAAUUUGAAAAGCACAAAAAGAAAAGUGUAAAUUUUAUUAACGAAAUAUCGAAUAUGACCUACAAAAGGAUUAAUAAUUAGGAGUAGAAAUAGUAAAAUAUGAACGAUAAAAGGGUUAAUAACUUGUAAUUUAAGACCUGUAUAAGAGAGAAUGUUUUAAUAAUAAUAUUAUAAUAAUAAUUAUCAUUUGUGUGUAUAUGUAUUAAUCAGCAACGACAACGAAAAAAUCAAGUUCGAAUUAAAUAGCAUCUUUGUCAA
Messenger RNA from Polistes canadensis, 1605 nucleotides. RefSeq names its product leucine-rich repeat-containing protein 58. The record is from RefSeq and is a predicted model, not a curated record. Gene Ontology annotation, molecular function: protein binding. NCBI's taxonomy places the organism in Eukaryota, Metazoa, Arthropoda, Insecta, Hymenoptera, Vespidae. The transcript has 4 exons. Bases 1 to 1047 code for a protein of 348 amino acids.